AUGCCGUUCGAAGGUUUGGCGGGUUUUAAGGAGAAGGUGUUUAAACCUGGAAAAGAGGAGGUGAAGAACUCAGUGGGAGACUCUCUCGGAAAAAUACAAAGAAAAAUCGAUGGGAGUAACUUGGACGAGGAGGACAUCGAGCUGACGGAGGAUGGGCGUCCGGUGGCGUCUGUGCCUCGUGAGCCCCCCCUGCUGGACUGCAGCUGCUUUGGGCUCCCGAAGCGUUACAUCAUCGCCAUGCUGAGCGGCCUGGGCUUCUGCAUCUCCUUUGGGAUCCGCUGUAACCUCGGCGUCGCCAUCGUGGAGAUGGUCAACAAUAACACGGUCUACAUCAACGGGACUCCGGUCAUACAGAAAGCUCAGUUUAACUGGGACCCGGAGACGGUCGGUCUGAUCCACGGAUCCUUCUUCUGGGGAUAUAUCGUCACACAGAUCCCAGGAGGAUUCAUCUCCAACAAACUGUCUGCCAACAGAGUGUUCGGAGCGGCCAUCUUUCUCACCUCGAUGCUCAACAUGUUCAUCCCGUCGGCGGCCAGAGUUCACUACGGCUGCGUCAUGUUUGUGCGAAUCCUGCAGGGUCUCGUGGAGGGCGUCACUUACCCAGCAUGCCACGGGCUGUGGUCCAAAUGGGCUCCGCCUCUUGAACGGAGCCGACUGGCCACUACCUCCUUCUGUGGGUCUUACGCCGGGGCAGUGAUCGCGAUGCCGUUGGCGGGGAUCCUGGUGCAGUACGUGGGCUGGCCCUCUGUGUUUUACGUUUAUGGCGUGUUCGGGUUCAUCUGGUACAUCAUGUGGUUGUUACUGGCGUACGGGAGCCCGGCCGCCCACCCCACCAUCACCGACGAGGAGAGGCUCUACAUCGAGGCCGCCAUCGGAGAAAGCAUGAGCAAGCAGAGCGCCACACAGAAAUUUAAAACUCCCUGGCGACGUUUCUUCACCUCCAUGCCCGUCUACGCCAUCAUCGUCGCCAACUUCUGCCGCAGCUGGACGUUCUACCUGCUCUUGAUCAGCCAGCCGGCGUAUUUUGAAGAGGUCUUUGGUUUUCCGAUCAGUAAGGUGGGCAUCCUGUCUGCGGUGCCGCACAUGGUCAUGACGAUCGUGGUCCCGAUCGGAGGGCAGCUCGCCGACUUUUUACGCACCAACAAAAUCAUGUCCACCACAAACGUUCGGAAGCUGAUGAACUGUGGAGGUUUUGGGAUGGAGGCCACUCUUCUUCUGGUGGUGGGUUUCUCUCACACUCGCGCUGUGGCCAUCUCCUUCCUGGUGCUCGCGGUUGGAUUCAGUGGAUUUGCCAUCUCAGGUUUUAACGUGAACCACCUGGACAUCGCUCCUCGCUACGCCAGCAUCCUGAUGGGCAUUUCCAACGGCGUGGGCACUCUGUCCGGGAUGGUGUGUCCGCUCAUCGUGGGCGCCCUGACCAAACACAAGACCCGCUUGGAGUGGCAGAACGUCUUCGUCAUCGCGUCCAUGGUGCAUUACUCUGGCGUCAUCUUCUACGCCAUCUUUGCGUCGGGCGAGCAGCAGGAGUGGGCCAACCCCGAGGACAUGUCCGAGGACAAACUGGGCAUCAUGGACGACGACGAGCUGGCCGAGGAGGCGGAACUCACCAACGAAAACUCUGUCGCCGCCCAAAAGAGCUACGGAACCACGGACAACUCCUCGGGGCGCAGACAAGGCUGGAAGAACAAGAGAGGAGCCACAAUGCAGCAGGAGGACGAGCACUACGGCAACGGGGACUAUCAGGAAGGAUACCAGUGA
This is a messenger RNA of Boleophthalmus pectinirostris (great blue-spotted mudskipper), 1758 nucleotides long. It is a transcript of the gene slc17a8, whose product is annotated as solute carrier family 17 member 8. The record is from RefSeq and is a predicted model, not a curated record. Gene Ontology annotation, cellular component: synaptic vesicle membrane; excitatory synapse. Gene Ontology annotation, biological process: transmembrane transport; neurotransmitter loading into synaptic vesicle; monoatomic anion transport. The transcript has 12 exons. Lineage: Eukaryota; Metazoa; Chordata; Actinopteri; Gobiiformes; Gobiidae. The coding region runs from base 1 to 1758 and encodes 585 amino acids. Gene Ontology annotation, molecular function: neurotransmitter transmembrane transporter activity; L-glutamate transmembrane transporter activity.